This is a messenger RNA of Neolamprologus brichardi, 1527 nucleotides long. NCBI's taxonomy places the organism in Eukaryota, Metazoa, Chordata, Actinopteri, Cichliformes, Cichlidae. The record is from RefSeq and is a predicted model, not a curated record.
AUGCUUUCACAGAUAAAUGCACUCUCCCUUUCUCCAGUCAAAGUCUUCAGUAUUUUGAUUUUCCAUCUUCUAAUACACUUAAAUCGAGCGGAUUCUCAGGUGGUUGGUCCACAUCAACCAGUAGUUGCAUUAGUUGAUGAUGAUGUUAUUUUACCAUGUCACGUGGAGCCUGCAGAGGAUGUGACAGCUGAGAUAUUGGAGUGGACAAGAUCUGACUUGAACCCAAGAUUUGUCCAUGUGUGGCGAUCCGGUCAGGAUCUGGUGAAUACAAGAAAUCCUUCAUACAGGGGAAGAGCAUCACUGUUCAUCAAUGAACUGAAGCGUGGAAACAUUUCACUGAAACUCUCCAGAGUCAAACUCUCUGAUGGAGGAACAUAUGAAUGCAGCAUUCCUUUAAUGGAGAAAAAAUCUUUUGUUAAGCUUGUGGUUGAUGCUGCCACCUCACCUGUCAUCAGUUUAUCAGGGAUUGACAAAAACAGAGGGGGAGUGGUGUUACAGUGUGAGUCUGCAGGCUGGUAUCCAGAGCCUGAGCUGCUGUGGUUGGACGGUGAGGGAAACCUCCUCUCUGCUGGACCUACAGAGACCCUCAGAGGUCCUGAUGACCUCUAUACUGUCAGCAGCAGAGUGACUGUGGAGAAGAGACACAGCAACAACAUCACCUGCAGAGUCCAACAGAGGAACACCAACCAGAGCAGAGAGACACACAUACAUGUUCCAGAAGAUUUCUUUGAGAUCCCGUCCAGUGCUUCUGCUGUCAUCAUCGGUUUGGCUGUUAGUUUGGCUCUUUGCAUCCUCCUGUUAAUUUUAUCAGCUACGAUCAAAUCUGAGACGGCUGAAUUCAUUAAGAAGCUGAUGGAAAUAUUUCCUACACUGGACUCAAAGUGGAAGAAGAAAGAUAAAAUCAACAAUCAGCUCCAGCAGUUGAAAGUAGCAGCAGAGAAACUGAAGAAUCAGCUGCAGUCCAAAAAUCAGCAGAUGAUCAAAUCUGAGAUGGAGCUGGAUGAAUUCAUUCAGAAGGUGCUGCAGAAAUUUCCUACACUGGAAUCAAAGGUCAGUGAAAGCAUCUCUCAGCACACAGAGUGGAAGAAGAAUACUGACAACAGCAAAAAGCUCCAGGAUGUGAAACAAGCAGCAGAGAACCUGAAGGCUGAGCUGGAGUCCAGAAGUCGCGCCGAGUGCCCGCCCUCAGGCGCCAAGUGCCCGCCCCCAGGCUCCAGCUGCAGCUCAGAGCUGAGAGAAGGGCAGGCGAGACAAGUCAGCCGUGUGGAACUAUUUCAAAGUGAACGAAGACGCGAAAACAAAGGCGGACUGCAAAUUGUGCUCAGCGAAAUUGUCCAGAGGAGGCUCAAAAGCCUACUCCCGCCUCAAGGACAUUCAGGGACAGCUCAACCAGCCAAUAAAGAGACUGCAGCAGGACGUACAGACGCGCUGGGCACGUAUUACAUGCUCCAGUCCCUCAUUGAGCAAAAACGAGUGCUGAGCGUGUCCAAGCAUGAACUCCCUGACUAUCUCACCGCUCACCAAUGA